AGCAGUGGUAAACAUUUACUUCGUUUGUUUCAGUGUGUUUGUAGUAUACAUGUACAAAAUCUUAUUUUUAUGAUUCAUGUAAAACAUUUAUUUUUGUUCAUAUCGUCUUAGUGUAGGAUUUAUCAAUUUUUGUUGUGAUUUUUAGAAAAUGAUUUUCUGUUUGGUAUGUAUUAUUUUAGAUAAGAAGAAACGUGUCUUUAGAAUUGUAUUGCCUCUGUGAAGUGUGCUGCCCGUGAAUACUGUGGUAGGUAUGCGACUUAUUUCCGUGACAUAAAACUAGAGUGCGUGCAAGGCAGGACCUGUUCCACCAGGUCUGGAUGAUCGGGACGUCAGUACUUCAUUAGAGUUGAAUAUUUCCAACAGCAUGUGCGCCGAUCUAGUGGCAUACAGUCCCAGAUCUUCAGAUUCUGUCGUUGAAGUCACCUUGGUCACUUCCUCGCCUUCAGUCGAUGAAGAUGUACACAAGAUGGAAAAUGAACGCAAAGGGGAACCUCAUCAAACACUCACGACGUCGAAAAUUGAAGGUGCAACAGAGACUCCUGAUUUUGUUUCCAAUGGUCAUCUAUCAAGCAGAAGUGAGUACGAACACUACAAGGACCAUUUCGAUAAAGUUAUGGAGGAGUUUAAUCAUCACAUUUCUAAAAUUGAGUCUCGAUACCACAAAAAGGAAAUCGCUCAAAAGGAGGACGAGCUCCUGAAACAACAUCAGGACAGGGACCACAUCGAGGAAAGUUCAGAACAGGAGGCGAGAAAACCAAGGGCUACGAUGUUAUUGAUCACAGACUUGAAUGACGAUGUAUUUCAGGACGUUUCUGAAUUUCACUUAAAGCUGCAUUCCUUAUUAAAGCUGAAAAAUGCUAAAGAAGAUAAAUUUCUAAAAAUACAUCACGUGAACUCGCGACCAGCAAAGUCCACGUCAUGCUGCUCAUGUGGAAAUUUCGACUGCAAAAAGAAUGUCCCGUGUGACGACUCCACGGAGAAAGUGUCACUGUACAACAUUAAUAAUUUUAACAAAGAAGCAGGAUUUUCUGAUAGUGAACGAGAACAUUGUAAAACAACUGACAAAAGUGAAUAUUUAGCACGGUUCAAAAUAUAUAGUCCAAGAUCGAUGAGAUCAUCGAAGCAAAGUAUUCUUCAAGACGAAAAUUUUGCAGCCAAAGGUGAUUGUGGUGAAAUUGACAAGUUAGCAACAAAACUGGAAAAUCUGCCGAUUUCAUCGAAAUGUAUGACCACGAAGCCUAGUAAAAAGGACAAGCAAUACGACACUGGAAAGUUAAGUGCCAGAGUGCGGGAUGAAACAGAAUCUGAAUGUGGAACUGCUUCGAUCAACAAAUCGCGCCGACCUUCAGACCUCCCCGUAUAUCCCGAGGCUCGGAAAACUUACGUAAAGUCGUCGGCAUUGCAAGCUGUUUUGCAACACGCUCUUCAGAUUAAACUUGGCGGUGUUACCGUCUGUAACAGGAUGUCAGCUGAAGAAAUGACAAACAUUCUGAAAAACAGACUUCAGAAAAUGUUAGUCCAAGAGAAAAAUAAUGCUGACGGAAAAGCGAACCGAAAUUCGUGUGCAGAAGAUGGUAUCAAAGAAAAACGUGUACAUCGUAAAGAUGAAUCAGAAUUUUUUCAGUGCAACAGAUGCGACGGGAUGGAACGGCGCAAUGAGGUUUUUGGAAAUGUAUUAUUAGAUGACGUAGAUCAGACGAACGAAGUUGAUGUCCUGCAGUUCGGCGAUACGAGAAGUGGAGCGCCUGGCCCGAAGAAGGUCGGCCGUCCGGUGGCAUGCGAUUGCGGCGACGGCAAAGACGAGACGAUGGGAAGGAACGCGGACACGCCGAGAGAUGUCGAGGAGGACCGUGGAAUCGGGCGACGGAGUGGCAGGACACGAGAUCAUCGCGACCACGACGUUUCGCCUCCGGGCAAGAAGCACCCGGCGUGCCGGCGCUGUGGCGCCGCGGGAGACGCGCCGCGCCCCCGCGAGGACCCCGGGCUGGAGAGCCCGCGGGAGGCCGGCUCAUGGAGGGACUCCUCCCUCGCGGACAGGAGGCUCUCCCCGAGGUCCGGCCCGGGUGCCAGCCCGUGGGACGCGUGGUCCGUCCCCUCGGCCACGGGGAGCAGCGUCAGCGUGACAUCCUCCAGGUGGCGCCUCUCCUGGGAGGACGCCUUCCUGGGGGACCAGCUGCAGCUGGCGCCGGGCGGGACCGAGGAGAGCUGCGUGCGCCAGGCUGCGCGGCGGCUGCUGCAGCUGCUGGAGCUCAAGCAGCUGGAAGGCCAGGUGGUGCUGACGGCCUCGAGCUUCGGAGACUGCGUGCCCCUGCGCGGCUGACCUCUCCCGCUCUUGUACGCCGCGCUGCAAAUACAGACACCCGCGUCCAA
This is a messenger RNA of Bacillus rossius redtenbacheri, 2370 nucleotides long. RefSeq lists its product as uncharacterized. The record is from RefSeq and is a predicted model, not a curated record. The transcript is spliced from 2 exons. The coding region runs from base 365 to 2320 and encodes 651 amino acids. Lineage: Eukaryota; Metazoa; Arthropoda; Insecta; Phasmatodea; Bacillidae.